Cladocopium goreaui is the source of this 3894-nucleotide messenger RNA. The record is from the annotation of a GenBank genome assembly. Lineage: Eukaryota; Dinophyceae; Suessiales; Symbiodiniaceae.
AUGACGUCUGAACCGAAUGUGAGUUUGGAAACAAUUAGAGAAUUUGACCGCAACCAAGCUUUCAGCUCUCCCUGUUGCCACAGCAUUGUGAACAUGCUCAGCCGCAUCGUGCUUCCUUUGAUCAAUGAGAUCAGCAUUCCGCCAACAACAUGUUGGCUCAAGAUUAGGUCACCGAGAGGCCGUUCUCAAACGAGAAGAGGAGUUUCUUUGCCUGCAACAACCGGAUAUGCCCCUGGAAGUGCAAAUGCCUCCUUCCCCUUUGUCUUCGAGGAGCAACUCAAUCGAGUCCGAAUGAGCAUGGACACUUUGCAAGCGGAAGUUGGCAAGGCAGUUCGAGAACUUGCAGGUCACCAGAAAACUCUUGUUGACACCCUUGAGCGUCAGCAGCAUGAGCUGAAUGAUAUACGAGCCCAAAGAGUGCCAAUCCCUCCAAGUGCUUCUCAGUCAGUGGCGGCUGCCAAUGAGGAUCGCUUCGGUGCCAUGGGAGAAGCCAGUCCUUUUACUUCUGGACAAGACCCGCCCAUCCAAUUGCCAGUGAAUGCUCAGCAAGGUGCAGGUGGACUUGCAUCGGCGAUGCCAAAUACUGCAGUGAAUGCGAGCUCAAGCACUGGACAUGGGGUAAAAAUUGUCUUACCCGAUGGUACGGAGAUCCCCUUGGGCGGCCAGUCAAAUGCCGCGGGUCCUAAAGUUCCUGGAUCCACACAGCUAGAUGCGCUGCAGAGAAGCGACAAGUGGCUGCCUAGCAUGCCCGUGGUCGAGUCGAAUCGGUGGAAAAGCCGAAUGGAGGAGAUUUUGGGCAUGGAACAGCGGCUCGAUUCAUUUUGCAAUUGGCUAUCUUUGAUUUCAGAGCCAUUUUGCACAGAAGUGAAGUUUUCUGCGACUUCUCCGCUGCCAAUUGACAAGAAAGAUUUGUCAACUGACCAGAUUUCCCGAAGCUCCAGGCUCAUGGCAAUGCUUCGCCAGACCUUCCAGAUGACUCCGCGAGCCAAAAUCAUUCUGCUUGCUUAUGUAGAAGGCCCUGGAGAUAAGAACGGGUAUGAGGCUUUGCGAAGGAUUGUCCAAGAAUACAUGAUCAAGACUCGUGCUGAGUUGAUGCAUUUCCGCACAUCUUUGCUUGGCCGAACUUUCAAAGCUCAAACAGUGACAGAGGUAAUCAAGCAAAUUGAGUUCGAGGAGAGCCGGUACAACAAGCUUGCUCGGAUGUUGCCCUCGAAUGUACCAGCUUCCGAUUUGGCCCUGCUCCCUAGUGAUUUGGUGAUGGUCCUCAUCAAAUCCUUGCCUGUUGGUGUGAGGGAAUAUGUUGUCAUGCAUAGCCCAAGCCAUGACUAUGUGCAAAUGAAAAAUGCCGCUUUGUUGUACGAAGCCAACCAGAGAACUUGGACAGAGAUUGCAGGCAGCAGUUCUGCCACCUACAUGCAUGGAAUGUUUGACACGAAUGACAAGCCGAAAGGAAAGGGCAAAAGCAAAGAUGGUAAGAAAGGAAAGGGGAAAGCAAAAGAUUCAAAUAAAGGUGCAGCUAAGGGCAAUGGUGAAAAGUCAGAGAAGGAAAGGAAUGCCAUGUGUUUCCGAUGUGGUCGCACAGGCCAUUUCUCUUCAAAUUGUCAUGCCAAGAAAGACAAGGAUGGCAAGCCGCUUGAAGGGAAGCCCGCUCCAAAGAAAGAUGGAAAGGGAUCUGGUGAAGAGAAAGGUUCCAGCACAGGUCCUCAGAACAAAGGAAAAGGCAAAGGAUCCAAAGGUAAGAAAGUCAAUGAAAUGCUUGAGCAGCCUGAAGGCGAAUCGUGGCCUACCAAUGGUCCAGCUGAAAGUCAGGGUUCCAAUGGAGAUGGCAGCCGUGCGUCAGCUGCGAAGCAAGCAGCAGCCCCUUUGAAUCCCAUUUUGCCUACUCAGUCUUGGUUUGAAGACACGAUCGUGCAGUUUGAGCGAGAGCAGAUCACAGAAGAGCAGUUCGAUUUGGUCCACGGAUCAUUUCUCAUGGAGUCCACGACUCACCACAGAAGAAAGAAGAAGUCGGUGUUGAGCAGUGAGAUGGCAUGUGAUUUUUUCUUCUUGAACUUGGAUAAAGCAAACAAAGAGUCUUUCAAGUAUCUAAUCAUGGUAGAUUUGACCACUGGAAUGAAAGGCGUGGCCCCUGUCCAGUCGGACAUUCGUUUGUCGCACCGAUGGAUACAGGCCUGGCUUGGCGAAUUCAAUAUGUCCACAGAAUGCCCCGAGCCAAUUGAAAUUAUCACGGACGCAGAAGAAGCUGUUUCAAGUUUCAUGAAAGGUGCCAUCAACCACAUGCCAGCUUCAUUUGUCAAAGCGCCGCCGCAAGGUCACCAGACCAUUGGUGGAGCAGAGGCUGGAGUCCGAGCCAUUAAAGAUGCGUUCAACACUCUUCGGCAAGACUUGCGUGAGAAUGGCUGUGAUGUUUGCGUCAGGAAUCAGACAGCUGUGAAUGUGCCAGCUAGCUUGAAGAAAGAUUGCAUUUCCCGAUUUGAGAAGGCAACGUAUUUGCGACCUGAGUUCAACUCAUUGGGGGAUGUCGUUUGUACUGUCAUUGGAGGGCAAGAACGUUUCUUUGUUUGCAAGAGCUUUAAGAUUGUUUCCCCAUUGGAGUGGGACGUCUCCUUGUCUCCAUCUGUUUUGCAUUUUUUCGACCGGAUGCAGCCUGAUGUUUCCAUUGAAGAUCUCUCCGCAAAGAUGUCUGUGCGACGUUUGAGUGGCAAGCAGAAGCCACCGCCAGGCCUGGGUGAAGCUGAUGAACCCAUCCAGCAGAGGUUUCCAGACUUUCCAGCAAACAGAGAGAAACGAGUUUCGUUUGAUCUUCCAAAGAAUCAACCCAUACCAGAAAGUCUCCCAGUUGAAGGGGGUCAACAUCUCGAUGAGAAUCCACAUGAUGUUCCAUAUUCGCCCAGCCUUGCACCCAGUUCUCCAAAGGCGUUGGACGAGCCAGAAGUCAUCCAUGACAUGGAAGUAGACGACUCUGCUGACGGAAUGGUAGAUCUAAGUGAAUUUGCAGCUGCUGGAGGCGAACCUACAGCCACGGAAGCUAUGGAGUUAGAUUUGGUAACAGCCUUGGAUAACUUUGAGCUUUCGUAUUUAGAAGAGCGUCACAUUGGCAUGUUGCAAUCGGUUUAUCAGAUCCGCGGAGUGAAACCCAAGAGCAGCAAGGCAAACCUUUGUGGGGAAGAAAUUUUACUUUUGUUUCCUGGAUAUGUCAUCAGUGACGCCAAUGGCCAAUAUCUCGACAAAGACCUUGCGUAUGCAGGGAUGCGCACUGAAAUCGAUUCCAUGACCAGUCAGAAGGUUGGCAGACCAAUCCAUGAGCAGGAAGCCCAGCGUCUUGCCAAGCAAUGGCAGAUUAGUAUAAUCACUUGCCGAUGGGUUUGUGUUGAGAAAGAUCCCUUGAAUGUUCGCAUGCGACUAGUUGCACGGGAAAUGGCAAAAGGAAAGAGUUCUGCCCGUGACCUCAUGGUUUCUUCGCCUACUUCCAGCAUUGAAUCUUUGAGAAUCCUCAUUGCAGAAGCAGCAGUCCUGGACCUGGUGAUUCUAGGCCUGGACAUCAGUGCUGCAUUCAUGGCUUCUCCUCUAGGACAUUCAGACACGACUGAAUAUAUCCCAGCAGAUGCCGAGCCCACUGAAUCAACGCAAGUUUCUGAGUUGGAACAAAUUUUGAAACUGAGCCAAAGCCUCGCCGUUGCAGCAGAUGAGUUCACUUUCGAGCUACCCAAGAGAAAUAGGUAUUGGAACAGUAAGUUCAUGGCAGAUUUCUUUGUGAAAGUAGGCCUGGACAUCAGUGCUGCAUUCAUGGCUUCUCCGCUAGGCCAUAAAUGGCUUGAGAACAAGCGGUUUGGCUUGGGUAGAACACUUAAGUAUUUGCAGUUGCCGUUCAAGACCAUUUGGCCCUACACCUAA